Molecule: messenger RNA, 3078 nt
Organism: Zea mays
Lineage: Eukaryota; Viridiplantae; Streptophyta; Magnoliopsida; Poales; Poaceae
Product: peptide chain release factor PrfB1, chloroplastic
Exons: 12
Coding region: 2045-2920 (291 amino acids)
Biological process (GO): translational termination
Molecular function (GO): translation release factor activity
Source: RefSeq, a predicted model, not a curated record
CACUUUUUGGCGCAUCAAGACCCAACUUCAGCCACGGUACUGUGGUACUCUCAUCAGCUAGACCAGCUUGGUUAACUUGGUCUGCUGACUUCUGCUCUUCCACCCCAGAAGCAGGGGUCUUCGGGCAGCAAUAAUUCAGCAGAAAAGGCGAGCCAUCGGUACUUUGAAGUGGACCAGAGGAUAUGCUAGCUUCAGUAGUGGCAAACAUGUUGGUCCUUGUUAUUCUUCGAGAUGAUAUACCUGUCAUCAGUACUCAGUAGUGACCGGCUUCAACAAACUUCAGUUUCCUGUCCAGCUCACUCCCUAUCAGGUUAGCACCUGCUCUAGAUAGCAGCGUUAUACAUUUCUAUCAGGUACAGUCCUGAAACCUCAUGCAGGUGUUGUGCGCCUAUCAUCCGGGGAGCUACUGCUCACAAUUAUAAUUUGUCUUUGUCGAGGUAAGUCUUUACUACUCCUUAAGACCCUAACGUAGGCGUCCACACUCAUGCUUAAGUCGUGCAAUUAUGAAUUAGUAAGCAUAUUUAAUACUAGAAUAGUUACUCUAGCCCUGUUCAAAAACCUGAGACUUAAAUCACAAUGCAGUGAGUUAUAUUCAACUUAUUGCUCGACCUGCCAUCCUAUCGCUUUGCAAAUUCGUGAGCGACCCGUCGUUGCAAUCCAAAUGUCGCCAUGUUCCUUCCAGGAUAACAUGACGUGCUCCACCUCGUAGACGGACCUGUGCCACUACUCAUCGUCAGCACGCCAUGACAGCCGCAGCAACAAGGUCACCUCCUCUCGGAACGGUGGCCGGUUCCUCGCCUCCCGCCACAGGAAAAUAUCACUCUCAGAUUUCUUCAUCUAUGGGUCGGCGCAAUCCAAGAGUGACACACACCAGCAAUGAAUGGCUCUGGUAUUGACCAAGAUGAGAACAUGGAACAUUGAGACGUAUGUCAACCCAAUGAAUUGGAUAUUGAAGAAUGGCUGGAUAUAGAUGAACCAGCUGAUAUUUAUGUUCUUAGCUGUUUACGUGCAUCUGUUCGAUCUAUGGCUUCUCGGCGCUCUCCCAGGGAAGAAUGUGCGCCUUCAAAGGAAGGUGAACUUAAGAGUAAAAGCAGCUAAUGAGUUAUAGUUUAACAAGGAUGGCUCAGCUAUCAAGAAGCUCCAGACUGGAGUCAAUAAGCUUGUUACUGCUACUUCCUAACUGGUGCAUAGAUAAUUUAACGCCGCUUGUGCGGCAAUCUCCAUCUAUAUGUGACCUGCAAAAGAUAAAUCCUUAAAUAGUAGGUCAAUUGCGAAGCUUUGUUAGUGAUGAUCCGAUGAUCAAGAACCGAAGCACCUUCAAGAUUGGAACUGCAGAGUGGUCGGGUUCUCAGAUGUAAGCUGCACAACAUUAAGCUAUCUCCCCAUCGAUAUUGCACACUUUAACUUGUUACCAUAUUUAGUUCUUUUGUAUGCCUUUAUAGUGGCUUGUUAAUUUACACUGCUGGUUCCUGCAACCUUUUACAAAUUGGUAAAAAUGAAAAUUGAGAGAGGAAAAUUUGUGCUGAAGCUUUAUUCGUCCUUUGGUUAAGUGAUUACUGAAUGAAAACAAAUUUAAAAAUAGUAAUAAGGUUUUUGUUCUAUCAAACACAAUCAAGAUUUGUUAGCUUGCUUGCUGCUGCUUAGAUCAAUAUUGGUUUCUCACAUCAACUAUGCUAAUGUUGAGGUGAUAAUCAGUCUUUCACUAGCAUAAGGAUGUAUAUGCAGACUAAUUUUUGUCUCCGUUGCAUGGCAUUUGUGUUGUUGUAUACUGCUCAAGUACUGCUUAUGAGAUUGCUUGAACUUUAUCCUAGAGCCUCAAGAGUUGUCGUUGGCCAAAGCUACAUCUAUCUUUCUUUCAGUGUUUUGCUGGAACUGAUAACGUUUCGAGUCUGCAGAAGAAUGAAUCAUAGAAAGUUAAUGUGUGCAUCCAUGGUUGUGGUCUUGACACGGCGGAGCGGACCUCGCUCGGGAAGCUGCUGCAGCCGGUAGACUAUUGAUUGGAACUUUUAGGUCAAUCCCUGUUUUGUUCCCAUGCUUGAAAUUGAUGGUCUUCAUUUUGUUGGUUGUGACAAAAGUCAAAACCGGAUGGAGGUGUUUAGUUGUGGAGCAGAUUGCGGGUUUUGAAUUUCUUUUCCAAAUGUCGUCUUCACGCCCACCGCGGAGGGGUGGUGACCGAAGAGAUAGUGGCAAAGGCGUCCCUUGUGGGCUCUGCUCCUAUCUCGCGGAUUGGGCUGACAUGUUACUAAGGAUGUAUGUAAGAUGGGGAGAGAAGCAGCGUUAUAAGACACGAGUAGUUGAGAAAUCACCUGGUGAACAGGCCGGUAUAAAAUCAGCAACUGUUGAACUAGAGGGGAGAUAUGCUUAUGGCUAUCUCUCUGGCGAGAAAGGGACACACAGGAUUGUUCGUCAAUCACCAUUUAAUGCUAAAGGGCUUCGGCAGACAAGCUUUGCUGGUGUUGAGGUUAUGCCUCUUCUACCAGAGGAAUCCAUGGCUGUGGACAUACCUGAAGAGGACCUGGAGAUAAGCUUCACAAGAGCUGGAGGUAAAGGAGGCCAGAACGUGAACAAGGUGGAAACGGUUGUUCGCAUGGUUCAUAUUCCAACUGGAAUUGCAGUUCGCUGCUCAGAGGAGAGGAGCCAGCUGGCCAACAAAAUAAAGGCCCUCAGCCGGCUCAAAGCGAAGCUGCUGGUGAUCGCCCUGGAGCAGCGUGCAUCAGAAAUCAAGCAGAUCCGUGGAGACAUUGUGAAGGCAGAGUGGGGGCAGCAGAUACGCAACUACGUCUUCCACCCCUACAAGCUCGUCAAGGAUGUCAGGACAGGGUGUGAGACGUCGGACAUCACUGGCGUAAUGGAUGGAGAGCUAGAUCCCUUUAUCAGAGCAUACCUUAAGUACAAGCUAACUGCGGCAGCUACCAGCUGAUUUUUGUUGAGGAGCAUAGCGAUGAGUGAUACCUACAUCCAUUGUAUUAUGUUGUAGUAUGAGGUUUUCAUCUCUCUCUUGAUUUAGUAUAAUUUCAUAGCACUAGCAAUCUAGCAUUGUAUUUAUUGAUCUAGGAAUCGAAGUGGAAACAUGGCAAA